Molecule: messenger RNA, 1518 nt
Organism: Carya illinoinensis
Lineage: Eukaryota; Viridiplantae; Streptophyta; Magnoliopsida; Fagales; Juglandaceae
Product: telomere repeat-binding factor 2-like
Exons: 7
Coding region: 288-1172 (294 amino acids)
Biological process (GO): nucleosome assembly
Cellular component (GO): nucleosome
Molecular function (GO): double-stranded telomeric DNA binding
Source: RefSeq, a predicted model, not a curated record
UCUCGGACAACAUAAAAAGGAAGAAAACAAAGGCUAUAGCUCUGUUGUAUAUGUCUUUUGGUCUCAAUCCUAUACUUCGUCCGUAACGAAUAGCAAAAAUUCGAACAAAAUUUGGCAUAUAAUCCAAAAAUGAUUAGCACGUGAACCCAUCUCCGGCAAGGUUGAUUCCUUUGAUCCGCUGCACCUCUGCCUCCACAUCUUCUCCGUUUCUUUCUUCUCAGCUAAACCUCAGAGGCGGCGGGACCAACUGUAUAAAUUUUGUUCUCGAAGGGUUUUGGGGUUUAUUGAUGGGUGCUCCUAAGCAAAAGUGGACAGCAGAAGAAGAAGCAGCGCUUAAAGCCGGAGUCCUUAAACAUGGGGCAGGCAAAUGGCGCACGAUACUAACAGACCCGGAGUUCAGUGGCAUCUUACAUCUACGCUCAAAUGUGGAUCUGAAGGAUAAAUGGAGAAAUAUAAAUGUGACGGCAAUAUGGGGGUCCAGGCAGAAGGCCAAACUUGCACUUAAAAGGGAUCUACCAACCCCAAAACUUGAUGACAGCCCUAUGGCACUGAGCACUGUGCCUCAGAGUGAUGCAGAAAUUGUUGAUGCUAAGCCUCUUGCAGUUUCUAGAGCAACAUUGCAGAAUGCUGAUUCAAAGGAACCAUUUGCAAGGUUGGAUAAGCUUAUAGUAGAGGCUAUUACCAAUUUGAAGGAACCGAGGGGUUCUGACAGGGCUGCAAUUGCUUUGUACAUAGAGGAACGAUACUGGGCACCACCAAACCUCAAAAAACUAUUGUCGACAAAGUUGAAGCAUAUGACAGAAAAGGGAAGAUUGAAUAAGAUAAAACAUAAGUACAAGAUGGCACCAAUUUUGACAUCUUCUGAGAAAAGAAGAAGCUCUUCAUUGUUACUCCUGGAGGAAAGGCAGAAGGAUACUUUGAGGGCACAGAAGAGAGAGAUCAAUGUUCUCACAAAAGCCCAAGUCGAUGCAGAGCUAAUGAAGAUGAAGGGUAUGACUGCACAAGAGGCUGCUGCAGCUGCUGCACAAGCAGUUGCAGAAGCAGAAGCUGCUAUCCGUGAGGCUGAAAAGGCAGCUAGGGAGGCAGAGGCUGCAGAAGCUGAAGCUGAAGCAGCACAAAUUUUUGCCAAAGCAGCAAUGAAGGCACUGAAAUGUGGAACACUUCGUGCUUGAUGAUGGAAUUUCACGUAGCAAGAGUACUGAACGUGCAUUGGGUCCAUCGUUGUACUGGUGCAGCUCCAUCUUCAGCCAAUAUGUCUAUAACUGUAAAUAUGGCUAGGCUUGUAAAUGUGGGAAAUGGGAGAUUGAUAUGUGAGUUGUGUUUGCUAUUUUUGGGAUCAUUUUGUUAAAAGUUUCAUAGAUUUUUCCAAAUUUUGGAGCUGAAGUGUGAGAAGUAAAAGACCACCAAAAGAAAUACAUAUAGGGACUUCAGUUGGCGAGUUAAAUAUGUAUUCCAGAUGUCCUUGCGACUGUCAUUUUAACCAAUGAAAGAGUCAAUGAAGAAAAGAAUCAUUUUCAA